Messenger RNA from Vespula vulgaris, 1072 nucleotides. RefSeq names its product phospholipase A2-like. Lineage: Eukaryota; Metazoa; Arthropoda; Insecta; Hymenoptera; Vespidae. The record is from RefSeq and is a predicted model, not a curated record. Gene Ontology annotation, biological process: arachidonate secretion; phospholipid metabolic process. The transcript has 6 exons. The coding region runs from base 161 to 931 and encodes 256 amino acids.
UUUCGUAUAUUUGUUAUGUUGGAGAAAACGAAAAAAAAAAGAAGAAGAAAAGAGUUAUGUGUGUAGUCACCAUUCAUUACGAGCAGUCUUUGUCCAACUUGGUGAACGCUACGGACUCUCUUCAUCGAAGCGAAAUAUAAAUUGUAUUUUAAAACGAAAAAUGUUGUAUACACGUCCCCUUCUAUUAAUGAUCUUGAUCUUAACGAUCGAGCAAAGUAGAGGGAUAAAUGUUGGGUCAAUCUUUGGCUUCGGCCGAGAUCUUGACAAUAAUGAAAAUAAUGAUGAGAACAAUAAUGAAGACAAUGCAGUAUCUACGAAGAUCUCUACGGUCGAACAAUUUCUUAAAACACUAUUAAUACCGGUAGAAGCUUUGGGAAAUGCAAAAGAAGCUGUUGGAAAAGGUGUAAAUCAAAUAAUAUCAAAACUCCCAGGGAAACUUAAAAAUCCAAUUAAAGAUGAUUUUAAUAGUACCAAGCUAAAAUACGGUCAAGUUUUGAAUUUAGUUUCGGAUAAGUUCAAAGCUAUAUAUCCAGGUACCCAUUGGUGUGGAGAUGGUGAUAUAGCAAAGAACGAAGAUGACCUUGGUUUCUUUGCAAGUACUGAUGCUUGUUGUAGAGCUCAUGAUAUGUGUUUCAAUAAUAUAAAUUCAGGCGAAGAAAAGUACCGCCUUCUAAACAAUGGAAUUUUUACGAGAUCACAUUGUUCAUGCGACUCUGCCUUUUACAAUUGUUUAAAAAAUGCUGAUUCAAUUGUUGCCACAAAAAUUGGGUUCACUUAUUUCGACGUUUUAAGUCCACAAUGUUUUAACGAAGAUUAUCCUAUUAUAAAGUGCAACAAGUAUUCUAGUCCUCUUCAACAUAAAUGCAUUGAAUAUAGUCAAGAUAUGAAUGAAGAAAAGAAAUAUCAGUGGUUUGAUAAUCCACCUUUUUAAAUUUAAGUGUUAUAUUUUUAUUUAAAAUCGUAAAAAAUGUGCUAUAAUAAACAUAUAAAUUUGUUGUGAUAAUGUAGUAAAUUGUAGUAAUAUUGUAAUAAUGUAGUCAAUAGUAAUAAUAUUUUAAUGAUUGAAUGAAAA